Neodiprion fabricii is the source of this 1494-nucleotide messenger RNA. It is a transcript of the gene Grx3, whose product is annotated as glutaredoxin-3. The transcript is spliced from 4 exons. The coding region runs from base 122 to 1153 and encodes 343 amino acids. The record is from RefSeq and is a predicted model, not a curated record. NCBI's taxonomy places the organism in Eukaryota, Metazoa, Arthropoda, Insecta, Hymenoptera, Diprionidae.
UGUGAGACUUUUGGCAUCCAUGACCGCAGUAUCCUGAGUCGCGUAGCGUGAGCCGGUUGGAAGAGUUAAAUAUUUAUUUGCAUAAUCGCUGCUGUGCAGGUCUGAAGGGAAGGGUGACAGGAUGGCUGUCACAAACUUGGCGACCGUCGACGAGUUCAACACGUACAUCAAAUCCAAAGAUUUGACGGUGAUCCACUUCUACGCGGCAUGGGCGGCCCAAUGCGCGCAAAUAAACGAUGUCCUCGAGGAAAUGGGAAAGUCGGCCGAUUACAAGGGUGUAAACUUUGCGAAGAUAGCAGCGGAGGACGUUCCAGAGGUUUCUUUGAAGUUCGGCGUAUCCGCCGUACCGACAAUACUGCUGCUUAGGAACUCCGUCAUUACCGACCGAGUAGACGGCGCGAACCCGGCUGAGUUGGCCACGAAAGUAAAGCAACAGAUGUCGUCGAAGGAUCCGGUGCCGAUAGAAAUUCCGAAACCGAAGGAGAACAUCGAGGAGAGGCUGAAAAAACUCAUAAACCAUGCGCCCUGCAUGCUUUUCAUGAAGGGAAACCCGGCCAAUCCACGGUGUGGAUUCUCAAGGACGAUAAUCUCCGUCUUGGACUCUUACAACGCCGAUUAUCAGACCUUCGACAUUCUUCAAGACAACGACGUCAGGGAGGGUUUGAAGAAGUUCAGCAACUGGCCAACUUAUCCACAGCUAUAUUUGAACGGCGAAUUACUCGGCGGUUUGGAUAUUGUUAGAGAAAUGGGCGAAGCCGGCGAACUUGAGGCUAUGCUGCCCAAGAAAGUUAGUUUAGAAGAGAGAGUUCGAGAAGUCAUCGCCAGGGGAAAGACAGUGAUCGUCAUGAAAGGAACCAAGGAGGAACCGAAGUGUGUUUACACGAAACAAAUCAUGGAGAUCUUCGAUGCGAUAAACGUGCCUUACGAAACAUUCGACAUACUCAUGGACGAAGAAUUGCGAAUCGCUUUGAAGUCCUAUUACGACUGGCCCACUUAUCCCCACGUUUACGUCGACGGAGAACUGAUCGGCGGUUUUGAAACGGUUAAGGAUCUAUACGAAAGCGGCGAACUCAUAGACACCUUGUACUCCGAUACGUUCAAGGGAAACCGGCGAGUCUUAAAUUCUAUCGGCGACAAUUUCAAGUCUGCGUAGGUAUCACAACUGAGGAUUUUAACCCACAAACUGCAUCGGAACAUCGCAAGAAUUAAAGCCGUCAAAAAGACGUCUAAAGGAUGUCUUAUGUAAGGCCCAAGGAACGUCGCUUGGGUCUCAAAAAAAUUACGCAGACCAUUCGCGAUCGGUGUGUUGGGUUUAAACUUUAAACCCAAACGAAUAUUCUCAAAUCGUGCCUUUUGCAGAAAUUGGUAAUAAGGUUUUGGACGAGAGCGAUUCCUGAUAGAAAAUGUAACAAAGAAACUCGACAAGAUCCGAAUCUUUUGGAACAGAUGUAAUCUGUAAUUAAGGGUAAAAUAAACGAAACAAUUGAGUUUAUU